Solanum dulcamara is the source of this 2284-nucleotide messenger RNA. RefSeq names its product U-box domain-containing protein 35-like. The record is from RefSeq and is a predicted model, not a curated record. Bases 1 to 2058 code for a protein of 685 amino acids. The transcript has 8 exons. Gene Ontology annotation, molecular function: ATP binding; protein kinase activity. NCBI's taxonomy places the organism in Eukaryota, Viridiplantae, Streptophyta, Magnoliopsida, Solanales, Solanaceae. Gene Ontology annotation, biological process: protein phosphorylation.
AUGGGUUCCCAAAUUCCGGCAGAAGACUCUAUUGUUGUUGCCGUCGAUAAAGAUAAGAAUAGCAGCUCUGCCGUGAAAUGGGCUAUUGAUAAUCUCCUUGGAAGCAAUCAAAUUCUUGUUUUGGUUCAUGUUCGGGUCAAAAACUCACCAAAGCCUACUUUAGAUUCAAAUGGAGGAUUAAGUGAUGAAGCUACUCAAAAUAUUUUCACACCUUUCAGGGCUUAUUCUGCGCGCAAAAGGAUAGUAGUGAAAGAGAUUGUCGUUGAGAAUACUGAAGCGUCGAAGGGACUUCUUGAUUACAUCAACAGUCAGUGUAUUACCAACAUUGUUCUUGGUGCAUCAUCUAGGAGUGCUCUUGGCAGGAAAUAUUGGACUCAUGAUGUGCCAACAAUGAUAAAUAAGGCCGCGCCAGAAUUUUGUUCUGUCUACGUAGUUUCGAAAGGCAAGCAACAAUCUGUCCGACCAGCAGCAAAAUCUCUUCCUUCUUCUGCACCAGCAAGACAACCAUCCUCAUUAGCGUGGUCAGCACCUAGGUCAAGUAACUCUGGAUCAGAAGAUUCAUCCAGGUUUUCAUACACGAGGUCAGAGCAGAAGAUUGUAGAAUCUGAGAAGACGAGGCCUGAAAAAGGACCAUCUAAUGUACCAAUAGAUAAUCUUCAUGCUCCCGAGAUGACAAAUCCAUAUAAGCACACUUCUCAAUCAGAUGGUAGUAUGCGGUAUGCUCGUAUUAGCCCUAGAUCAGUUGAUAUGACAUCCGAAAAUCUUGACUUCACACAAGUUUCAAUCAAAGAAACUCCAAUGAAUGGAAGCUCCUCAUAUUUAGUGGACGCUGAGAUGAAAAGACUAAAACUUGAGCUAAGGCAAACUUUGGAUAUGUACAAUGCAGCUUGCAAAGAAGCUGUCGUGGCCAACCAAGCGGCUGAUGAGCUUAAUAAAUGGAAAAUUGAAGAAGCUCGCAAGUUCGAACAAGCCCGUUUUGCUGAAGAGGCGGCUCUCGCAAUUGCUGAGACCGAAAAGGCUAAAUGCAGAGCUGCUAUUGAAGCUGCUAAGAAAGCACAAAAGAUGGCUGAAAUAGAAGCACAAAGACGGAAGUAUGCGGAGUUAAAAGCUAAGCGAGAGACAGAAAAAAAGAAACAAGCUAUGAAUGUUCGAUCUCAGAAUGAUCUACGUUAUAGGAAGUAUACAAUUGAAGAGAUUGAGGCAGCCACCAAAAAAUUCUCAAAUUCACAAAAAAUUGGAGAAGGUGGAUAUGGACCUGUUUUUAAGGGAAAACUAGAUCACACACCUGUAGCCAUUAAAGUUCUGAGUCCUGAUGCUGCACAAGGGAAGAAACAGUUCCAACAAGAGGUUGAGGUCCUCAGUCUCAUUAGGCAUCCGAAUCUGGUGCUACUAUUAGGUGCAUGUCCUGAGUAUGGGUGUUUAGUUUAUGAGCUUAUGAAUAAUGGAAGCUUGGAAGAUCGACUUUUUCGUAAAGGUAAUACCCCUUCAAUUCCAUGGGAAAUUCGCUUCAAAAUUGCUGCUGAGAUUGCAACCGGGCUUCUAUUCCUUCACCAAGCAAAACCAGAACCUCUUGUUCACCGGGAUCUAAAGCCAGGAAAUAUUCUGUUGGACAAAAAUUAUGUCUGCAAAAUCAGUGAUGUUGGUUUGGCAAGGUUAGUGCCAUCAUCUGUACCUGAUUGUGUGACACAAUAUCACAUGACUUCAGCUGCCGGGACUUUUUGUUAUAUAGAUCCUGAAUAUCAACAAACGGGAAAGUUAGAGACUAAAUCAGAUAUAUAUUCGCUUGGUGUGAUGUUGCUCCAAAUUAUUACUGCAAGGCCCCCAAUGGGUUUAACUCAUCACAUUGAAAGGGCCAUCGAAAAAGGUAAAUUUGCAGAUUUUUUAGAUCCAACAGUGCCAAAUUGGCCAGUGGAAGAGGCUCUUAAGUUUGCAAAAUUGUCACUCAAGUGUGCUGAGCUGAGGAAGAAAGACAGACCAGAUCUUGGUUCAGUAGUAGUUCCUGAGCUUACUAAGCUUAGUGAAUUCGGAAUGAGUAGCAUGCCAAGUAUCGGUAGCUAAACUUUGCCCCCCGUGCAUCUUCAAUACUCAAAGAUUGUGCCCACACACGAUGGAUAAACUACUCUCAACUCAGGUCUGUGGUUCCUUCUCAUUACCAACAUUUAAUCGAGUGCAGUAAACAUCAGCUGAAUAGUUCAUUUUCCCUUUUCAUGAGUUAAGCUUACUGAAAUUGAAGGAAAAAAAUUAACUCUUUGAGUGUUCCCUUGUUGAAACAUUUCGAUCAUUA